This is a messenger RNA of Aureobasidium melanogenum CBS 110374, 1674 nucleotides long. RefSeq lists its product as uncharacterized. Gene Ontology annotation, molecular function: DNA-binding transcription factor activity, RNA polymerase II-specific; DNA binding; zinc ion binding. The transcript is spliced from 3 exons. The record is from RefSeq and is a predicted model, not a curated record. Lineage: Eukaryota; Fungi; Ascomycota; Dothideomycetes; Dothideales; Saccotheciaceae. Gene Ontology annotation, biological process: regulation of DNA-templated transcription; DNA-templated transcription. Bases 1 to 1674 code for a protein of 557 amino acids.
AUGACCGAGAAGCGGCCCAAGGCUACACCUGGCUCGGUUCGUGGACAAUACGUUCGCGCUGCAUGUGAGACGUGCAAGCGACGGAAGACAAAGUGCUCGGGCGAACAGCCUUGCAUGGCUUGUCAAGUGCAGUCACUGCACUGUUCAUAUGCUGCUGGCCCCAACAAAAGACGGAGAAAAUCCAAGAAAGAUCAUGUUCGCCGACAGACCGACACAGAGCUGUCGAACGAAGCUACUAACAUCAGUAGUCGAAACCCGAACAGCGCGGCUGGACCGGCACUGACAUGUCCUACUCCGAACGAGCCUGCUUCCGGAGCGCGCGAUAUCUCCCACAGUGCGAAACGUCAAUUGCCAGGUGUCCUGACCUCUCCCAGAGAAGAUCGUGACUCCUUGAAAGCCUGGCAGGCCAAUGUGGACCGCCGCCUGCAACUUCUCGAACAAAGUCUACGUCAAAGAUUCAACUCUGAUCUAAUGAGCCACCCUUUGACUGCGGCUAAUGCGGACUGCGACGCCUCGAGCGCCUUUGGAAGUGAUGAUCUUUCCGAGUCUAGAAUCUAUUCGCGGCCUGCAGUUGUUUCAAGUGCUACGCAAAGGUUUCUGGGUAGCUCUCUCAUACGUCUUGACGCUUUUGCGGUACCAGAUCGAGCGUCUUCAGGUUCUACACCGUCAGCUCAAAGUGCGCAAUGUCAAAUGGAAUCUGACUUCGAGUCAUUUGAGGCUCGUGCUGGUUCCAGAUCCACUAACGUUGGGUCGUAUCUCGGGAUCGACCAAAAUACUGGGCCUCUCAUAAAAGAGAGCGUACAAAGCUACUUCACCAACGUCAAUUCAAUGUAUCCCUUUAUCAACGAGACGCAGUGCUUGUCAGAGCUUGAAAUCAUUCUGGAUCAGAUUAAUGGAGAGUCUCUAGGAUCAAGCAACCUACACUUCGCUGCGCUCAUAAAGAUGAUGCAGGCUACGGUGCGGAUCUUGGAGGAGUUACAUCCCGAACAAGGUUCGCCACCGGGAUGGCAAGAGUAUCAAGAAGCUGUUCAUCUGACUACCCGCCUCACGCCGCCAUAUCGACCAACACUUGCUGCUAUCCAGUUCCUAAUAGCGAAAACGAUUUAUGAGACACUAUGCGACAUGCUCAGCACAGCAUAUGACACUCUCGCCUCUUGCGUGCGCAUGUGCUACCAACUACGACUUAAUUCUCAGCCAUCGAAUUUGAAACUCGCAUCGGGUCAAAAUCACACCGUAACAGAGGUCAUGUGCUCGAUAUACUGCCUCGACAAGGACAUAUCUCGCUUUCUCGAAAUUCCUUGCAUCAUGCGCGACUGCGAUCUGAAAAUACCUUUGACACAGCAACUAUCCGCUGCAGAUCAACAUUCUCCGAUCAGUGCCUCGUCGAAGUCUGGUAAUUCAGACCAGAAUUCGACACACCUUGAGGCUCUAGUACAAUGGUCAGUGCUUUCGUCUGAGAUCUGUGAUAGAGUGGCCAGCGCGAGUGCCUCGAAGCCGACGAGUCCUGAUAUUGUGGCUGUCAUGGAUGAUCGCCUGGUCAUUCUUUACCAAAGUCUCCCGUCCAAGUUUCAAUGGUCCAGGAACAUGUUAUCCGCUGAUAACAAUGCUUCCGCCAAGCAAGCUUUGUUUUUCUAUCUGGUGAGUCUCGAUCUGCACAUCUGGAUUCCGUUAUGA